AAAGAAAAGGAGUUUGAUGUUGAACUAAUUUAUGAUGAAAGAACAAAUUCAACCAAGAACGAAACUUCCUCGCGCUCGCGCUCGCGCUCUCUACUGACAAUCUGAGAUCUACAAGAGAUUCUUCUUCUUCUUCUUCUUCUUCUUCUUCUUCUUCUUCUUCUUCUAUAUCCAGAUCAAAAAUCUCGUUUUCUAUUAUUUGAUAUCAAUCAAGCGGGUGCAUCAUACAAUACAUAUACUCUGCGUUCCUUGUCUCCACCAGAUUCACAACAACAAAGAAGUAGUAGAAACCUCAAAGUCGUUUAUUUCCUUUUUUAAGUUAUGCUCGAUUUGGUUCCUGCAACUUGUUUGAUUCGUCUUCUUCUUCUCUGACUCUUCGUUGACUGCAAGGUUGCAGCAGAACCGGACGCUGUGUAGUUUAUCUUUGGUCCAUGUGUUGGUAGCACACGGGUAUGAGUUGUUGUAAAGUGCCAGUUCUUAUCGAAGCACAAGUUGAAAUGGGUUCGGUUAAUGAACUUGAGCACAAAAGCCUAUUUAGACAAGAAGACGAUGCAGCACAAACUAAAGAAGCUUCUUUAAUGGAGCAAGGAUCACUUUCUACUAGUUUCCCCCAACACACGCCUAAAUCCCCAAAGAACAGCGUGCUUAAUAGCAUCAAGAUCGUUAUUUUUUGUAAUAAACUCAAUCUAUUAUUACCUUUCGGUCCUCUAGCCAUAUUGGUACACUACAUGAUAGAUAGUAAGAGGUGGGUGUUCUUGCUGACCUUAGUAGGCAUUACACCAUUGGCUGAACGUCUAGGAUAUGCCACAGAGCAACUGGCUUGUUACACGGGUCCAACUGUUGGAGGCCUCCUAAAUGCUACAUUCGGGAAUGUGACAGAGCUGAUCAUAUCGAUUUUCGCUUUGAAAAAUGGAAUGAUACGUGUUGUUCAGCUGACGUUACUAGGCUCGAUUCUAUCUAACAUGUUGCUUGUACUUGGCUGCGCCUUCUUUUGUGGUGGGCUAGUCUUUUACCAAAAAGACCAAGUCUUUGACAAGGGAACUGCGACUGUGAAUUCAGGAUUGCUCUUGAUGGCUGUCAUGGGGAUACUCUUCCCUGCUGUUCUUCACUACACGCAUAGUGAGGUUCACGCCGGAUCAUCGGAGCUAGCCCUGUCAAGGUUCAGCAGUUGCAUAAUGCUUAUAGCUUAUGCUGCUUACCUCUUCUUUCAGUUAAAGAGCCAGUCUAAUUCUUAUAGUCCUCUUGAUGAGGAAACAAAUCAGAACGAAGAGACUUCUGCCGAAGAUGAAGAUCCUGAGAUCUCCAAGUGGGAAGCUAUCAUUUGGCUCUCAAUCUUGACUGCUUGGGUCUCUCUUCUAUCUGGCUAUCUUGUUGAUGCCAUAGAGGGUGCCUCGGUCUCGUGGAACAUACCAAUUUCUUUUAUCAGUGUCAUUUUGCUUCCUAUAGUCGGGAACGCAGCUGAACAUGCAGGCGCCAUCAUGUUUGCUAUGAAAGACAAACUGGAUCUGUCGUUGGGAGUGGCUAUUGGGUCCUCGAUCCAGAUCUCCAUGUUUGCGGUCCCAUUCUGCGUGGUGAUUGGAUGGAUGAUGGGUCAACAGAUGGACCUUAACUUCCAGCUUUUUGAGACGGCGAUGCUGUUCAUCACCGUUAUAGUAGUAGCUUUUUUCCUUCAGGAAGGGACAUCGAAUUACUUUAAAGGAUUGAUGCUCAUUCUUUGUUAUUUGAUAGUAGCUGCCAGUUUCUUUGUACACGAAGAUCCUCCUCAAGAUGGUAUAUAAAUCCGAGGAAGAGUCUGGCGUGAAGCAUAAAGGGUCUUUAAUUAAAAGCUGAUGAUCUCAGUAACACGAAGUGUUGGGGAGAGAGAUUUGAAGAUGUAAAUCUGAUUCUAAAGUGGUUUCCACAAACUCGAAUCUUGUUAAACAUGUUGCUUUACUUGUUCGUGCAAAAAUAUUGUUCGAACAAGUGAAGCUUAUAUAUUCCUUUUUGGCUUUCCCUCCCCCCACAAAAAUCAACAUUCUUAUUAGUGACAUAGAAGGUUACAAGUUUUGUUUAUGUUACAAUGAUAUUAUGAAAGAUUGAAGAUUUGUUCUUGUGCUAAACAAUAGCAUUUUGACUUGAAA
This is a messenger RNA of Camelina sativa (false flax), 2117 nucleotides long. NCBI's taxonomy places the organism in Eukaryota, Viridiplantae, Streptophyta, Magnoliopsida, Brassicales, Brassicaceae. The record is from RefSeq and is a predicted model, not a curated record.